AUGGUAUCAGAAACAGAGACUCCUUCCGAGAGCGGCACCGAAGGACUCACGUGGAUUUCCUGGUUUUGCUCUCUGCCCAGCCACCAAUAUUUUGCCGAAGUGGCGGAAGAGUUCAUUGAAGACGAUUUUAAUCUGACGGGCCUGAAUUUCCUGGUGCCGUUUUACAAAGAGGCACUGGAGAUGAUUCUCGAUAUCGAGCCGCAGGAAGACUCGCUCAAAAUUCCCGACGUGUCGAUCGUCGAGUCGAGUGCGGAGCUUUUGUAUGGACUGAUACAUCAACGCUACGUUAUUACUCGGCAGGGCCUGCAGCAAAUGGUCGAGAAGCACGAGGAGGGGCACUUUGGUGUAUGCCCACGUGUCUAUUGCAACACACAGCUCGUGCUCCCUUGUGGACGCUCGGACUUGCCGGGGCUCGAUACGGUCAAGCUAUACUGCCCCAAUUGCCAAGAUACCUAUACACCACCCAGCAGUCGCUUCCACGGGAUUGACGGCGCAUUUUUUGGCACCACGUUUCCACACCUGUUGAUGCAGUGUUACCGCGAUUUGGCGCCAUCCAUCAUUGCGCCACCUUCUCAGAAUAUCGACGAAGAGGGAAUGGACACGCAGCCUAUGGAGCUCUCGCCUUCCUCUUCAUUGACCGUGCCAGAAAAGAAACGCACCAAAACCUGCGAACUCGUACCGGCGCGACUUGGACGAAAGGCGCCACAGACGAGCAUAUAUAUCCCACGCAUCUAUGGGUUCCGCGUGAGCGAAUUUGCGCUCAGCGGGCCGCGUAUGCAAUGGAUGCGUAUGCGCCCUCAUAGCCUGCAAGCCUUGGAAGAGGCGUAG
Malassezia vespertilionis is the source of this 828-nucleotide messenger RNA. It is a transcript of the gene CKB1, whose product is annotated as casein kinase 2 regulatory subunit. Gene Ontology annotation, molecular function: protein kinase regulator activity. The record is from RefSeq and is a predicted model, not a curated record. Lineage: Eukaryota; Fungi; Basidiomycota; Malasseziomycetes; Malasseziales; Malasseziaceae. Gene Ontology annotation, cellular component: cytoplasm; protein kinase CK2 complex. The transcript is spliced from 2 exons. The coding region runs from base 1 to 828 and encodes 275 amino acids.